Rubroshorea leprosula is the source of this 668-nucleotide messenger RNA. NCBI's taxonomy places the organism in Eukaryota, Viridiplantae, Streptophyta, Magnoliopsida, Malvales, Dipterocarpaceae. The record is from the annotation of a GenBank genome assembly.
CCAAAAACCCCCAGAGGAUCGUCGCCGUCUUUUGAUUCCUCCACCACUAGUCUCCAUGUGACGGCGCUGGACAGGCUAGUGAACGUGAACUUGCUGUUUACACCUGGGUUUGUCCUUGACUACACCUGGGCAACACAGCCUCAGGAACCCCUCCGCCUACGAUGCCGGUAUCGACAUGGUGAAGAAGCUUCUGAUCUUUGAAGUCAUCUUUUUCAACUUCUUCCUUUUCUCCUUGCUUGUCUCCCAAGGCCUAAAGCUUGCCAUCACUUUGCUUAACAGCAACGAUGUGGAUAAAGUGUUCCGGGCCACCAUUAACCAGAAGGUGUUGAGGCUCGAGGUGAUGGGAUCUGUUGUGGGGUCGGUGAUGGGGUGCAUUUUCUUAGUUCUCUCGAUGGUGCAUGUCAUCGAGAUCUGGUUAAGGGUGCUGUCGUAUGGGAGCAAGCCGACAAUUCAUGUCGUCGGAGCUUUGGUCCUUCUGGUUUCCUCUGCUCUUCCGGUUUAUAUUUCCACUAAUUUUUAUGCUUUCAUGCACUGAGAAAACUAAAUGGCACUCAUCCAUAAAUUACUUCUACUUCCACUUUCAUAAAAUUGUAAAUUUGUUUAUGGUUUUUGUGCUUUUUUUUUUUUUUUCAAAUUGAGCUUCUUAAUUAUAAAGGUUAAAAAAUACU